This is a messenger RNA of Penicillium verrucosum, 2694 nucleotides long. Its product is annotated as putative C6 transcription factor Prf. The transcript has 6 exons. The coding region runs from base 1 to 2694 and encodes 897 amino acids. The record is from RefSeq and is a predicted model, not a curated record. Gene Ontology annotation, biological process: regulation of DNA-templated transcription; DNA-templated transcription. Gene Ontology annotation, cellular component: nucleus. Gene Ontology annotation, molecular function: DNA-binding transcription factor activity, RNA polymerase II-specific; DNA binding; zinc ion binding. Lineage: Eukaryota; Fungi; Ascomycota; Eurotiomycetes; Eurotiales; Aspergillaceae.
AUGGCGGCACUUCCGACGUCUAAUUUUGGACCCGAAUCGUCGCAAUACUCCACGGAAUUUGGCCAGUCUCAAAUGGAAUUCAUGUCCGGUGAAAGUGGCGCCGCUGCCGAAAGCACUACCACUGGAGAAGGCAACUUCGUUCCCCGCCCCAAGCGCAUCGCAUGUGUUGUCUGUCGGAGGAGGAAACUGAGGUGUGAUGGGAGACGACCGAGCUGUGGGACUUGCUCACGUCUGGGACAUGAAUGUUCCUACGAUGAAGUGCGCAAGAAGAGUGGUCCUAAACGGGGAUAUGUCAAGCAGCUUGAAGCGCGAUUAGCUCAAGUAGAGACUCUUCUCAAAGGUCAGGACCCGGAACCCACCCAACGAACCUCCCCACCUCAACCAUUGGAGAAUGCAUUCACAGCACCUAUCGCCGAUGAAUCUAUACUGAAUUUGCCUGACCUCUCGGGCUUGGGAGGGCUAGAAGGCAUUGGAGAAAACAUGGAUAACUCGUACUCAACUUCUACUGCUCCCAGCGCAGGAAUGUUAUUCCCUCCGCCGCCAACUACCCAGGGUGGAGGCAACUCUCAAUGGGACUUGAUCAGUCUAGGACUGGAGGAACCCCUUCCUUCACAGGAUGUGAUUGAUGAACUGGAUGCUUUAUUCUUUGAGAAGAUAUAUCCAAUGAUGCCCAUCAUCCACCGCCCCCGUUACUAUGCAGCCCUGAAUCUCGCCCCUAAUAUGCGCCCACCGAUCUGCCUACGAUACAUUAUGUGGUGCAAUGCCGCAUCUGUCAGUGACAAAUACUUCUUUCUGCAUAAUCAUUUCUACCAGCGGGCACGCAAGUACGCCGAGGCGGACGAAAUGAAAGGAUUCGGGGAGAACAUCGUCAGUUUAGCACAUUGCCAAACAUGGAUAUUCAUCGGCACAUAUGAAUUCCGAAUGAUAUAUUUCCCACGAGCCUGGCUGAGCGUUGGAAAAGCUGCAAGACUAGCACUGAUGUUGGGAUUGAAUCGGCUUGACGGUGUUGGCCUCGAUGUCAAACAAUCCAUUUUACCACCAAAAGAUUGGACAGAGCGUGAAGAACGCAGGAGAGUCUUCUGGGGCGCAUUUGCCACAGAUAGAUAUUCAAGUGUUGGAACCGGUUGGCCCAUUCUUAUUGAUGAGAACGAUGUCAUGACCAACCUCCCCGCAUCCGAAGAAGCUUUUACCAAGAGCAAGCCACAGCGAACACUUCAUCUAAACGAUAUCGCCACCGGAGCUGUCUCUACACUAGCACCUUUUGCCUGCGUGAUAGUUUUGGCAAGUCUUUUCGGUCGUAACCUCAUACACAUUCAUCGGCCUCAGCCCCAAGACAACGAUCAUGACCUCAACGGAGAGUUUUGGAAGCGCCACAGAAGCCAUGAUAAUAUUCUCCUGCACAUCUCGCUCUCGUUGCCUGAUCACCUUCGACUUCCAAGUGGUAUGUCGGACGUCAACGUCAUUUUCGCCAACAUGAGCAUCCAUACUUCAACAAUAUGUCUUCACCAAGCCGCAAUCUUCAAGGCCGAAAAGAACAAGAUGCCGAAUCAGAUUACGACCGAGAGCAAACGCAGAUGCCUUGUCGCUGCCAACCAGAUUUCGAGUACCAUGAAGAUGAUCAGCCACGUUGAUUUGACAAGCCUAAAUCCUUUCAUGUCAUUUUGUCUCUAUAUUGCUGCUCGCGUCUUUGUCCAGUAUCUUAAAUCCCGACCAGAGGAUUCCAGUGUUCAUUCCUCGUUGCAAUUUCUGGUCUCUGCUCUGAACGCUAUGAAGAACAAAAACCCUCUAACAGAGUCGUUCCUUGUUCAAUUGGAUGUUGAUCUUGAUGGAACUGGCAUUCGCGCUUUGGACGAUAAACAUAAAACCAACACGUCUGCUGCACAUUCGAUUUCGAUGGUACAAAACUGCCAUGAUAAUGUCGACUGUACCCCUAUCUACAGCAUCCGUCAAACACAGGGGAUCGCGAAGGAGGUGUCUCCACAAUACAGUUCAAAUCGCGGUGACAAUCAACAGUCUAUGUCUGCCGGUUUGACCAGUUCCCUCCCUAGCCGGAACCGGGACUCAACGACACAGCCCACCGCAGGACAAGUCUUCAAUGGCGACGACACGCGUCGUUAUUUUGGAACUUCCACUCAGGCGACAGUUCCACAAAUGGACCAGGCCGGACAACCACGGGCCAUUGUCGAUGUGGACAUGGAUUUUCCAACUGAUUUUGGCAACCUCAGCGACAGGAACAACCCACCAUCAGACCAUCCCACUCCCUCAACUUUGAAUUCAUCCUCCAACACCUCCUAUUCAAUCAAUGGUGCUGACAAUCCCUCACCGGGGAGCAACAAUCAAACGAUGAACCCGGGAUAUCCGAAUCAGGCGUCCGCCGCCUCCUUUGACAAGGCCAAUCGAAACAUCAUGCCACAAGGAAACACAAACCCACAGGUCACUGAUUUGGGCUCUAUGGCUGGUCGGUUUUAUCCAAACAGUUCCGAUAGUCCAUCAGUUGGCACAGGAGCGUCGGGAAUCUUUUCCAUGCCUUCUGCUUGGGACCUUCCAACCCCAAAUCCAGAAACAGGCAAUGGGAGCUAUGGCAGUCUAAACAUGGAGACUUUUAGUGAAUCUCAAUGGGCUCAGAUGUUGAAUAACCAAAUCCAGAGUGAACAUAGAGCCGACACCGGCUGGGAGAACUGGCGGCCAUCAUGA